UCAAACAAAAUUUCGUUUGUCAUUCUUGUCGUCUGUAAAAACAACAGCCGCAAAAUUGUCUUUUUUAGCAAAAUCAUUGCAAAUAUUUAAAACAAAUAAUAAAACUAAAAUGAAUUUCCUAGGUAUUGAACAAUUUCCCGAUUAUAAAGUACCCGGUGCCCAACAUCAAGAUUUCUCUCCCUAUGAAUCCAAUGGAGGUUCCAUUGUGGCCAUAGCUGGUGAUGACUAUGUAGUUAUUGCAGCCGAUACCCGUCUCAGCAGUGGCUAUUCCAUUCACACACGCAAACAAAACAAACUUUUCCAAUUGAGUCCCAAAACAGUAUUGGGUUCUACCGGCUGCUGGUGUGACACCUUAGCUUUGACUGCCUUAGUUAAGGCCCGCAUGCAAAUGUACGAGCAUACUCACUUGAAAACCAUGUCUACAGAUGCUGUUGCCCAAAUGUUGUCCAUACUAAUGUACAACAAACGUUUCUUCCCCUAUUAUGUUUCAAAUGUUCUAGCCGGUUUGGAUAAUGAGGGUAAAGGUGUUGUCUACUCUUACGAUCCCAUUGGGCAUUGCGAAAGAACUACCUAUAGAGCUGGCGGUUCGGCUGGUGCCUUAUUGCAACCAGUUCUGGAUAAUCAAAUUGGUUUUAAGAACAUGAAAUUGGAGGGAGGUGUAGUGCCCAAGGUGCCUAAGGAACGUGCUGUCGCCAUUGCCACUGAUACCUUUAUUUCGGCUGCAGAACGUGAUAUUUAUACCGGUGAUGCUGUUAUGAUUAAUAUUAUAACCAAGGAUGGCAUUGAAGUUAAGGAAGUUCAAUUGAGAAAGGAUUAAGAUGUGUGGUUUACAUUUAAUAAUUAAUAAAAUACUACUUUAAUGUUUAUAUCCGAGAGAAGAUAAUUUUGAAAAUUGGUUUAUUUAAUAAACGUAAAAGAUUUUUUUAGUAA
Molecule: messenger RNA, 930 nt
Organism: Lucilia cuprina (Australian sheep blowfly)
Lineage: Eukaryota; Metazoa; Arthropoda; Insecta; Diptera; Calliphoridae
Gene: Prosbeta6
Product: proteasome subunit beta type-1
Exons: 2
Coding region: 110-817 (235 amino acids)
Cellular component (GO): proteasome core complex
Source: RefSeq, a predicted model, not a curated record